AUGUGUCAACGGGCUCUUCAUCGAUUCAAGCGCUCCUCACCGGUUCGGACGGACAUACAGCUUACUCGAGACGAUCUUGAACAAGCAAGACUCUUCUGGGUACUACAUAUACAAUCGGCUCAUUUCGCUGCGGAACUUCGGUCAAUCUCAAACGGAAAUUUUUUGACACGGGGUCAUUUCCUGUCGGCCUUGACUCCCUUCAUCGAUUCGCAUGGAACUCUUUGCGUCGGGGGACGCCUGCAGCAUUUCAGUCUAAACUUGGAAGCAAAACAUCCGGCUAUCCUUCCACGUCAUUCGACAUUCACGACGCUCGUCAUCGCUGACGCGCACCUCAAGACUCUUCACGGCGGAACUCAAUCGACCUUGACUCUCCUUCGUUCCAAUUACUGGAUCGUCGGAGGUCGAGCACCAAUAAGAUCAUUCAUUCUUCGCUGCGCUAAAUGCGUUCGGUUUCGAGGACUUCGAGCUCAACAGCUCAUGGGGCAACUUCCGAUCAGUCGUGCUACUCCUUCUCGGGCAUUCCUUCACACCGGACUUGAUUACGCCGGACCCUUCACAGUAAAAACAUGGCGAGGCCGGAAUACGAAAACAUACAAAGGAUAUCUGGCCGUCUUCGUUUGUUUUUCAACGUCAGCUGUUCACUUGGAACUGGUGACAGACUACACUUCGGAUGCCUUCAUCGCUGCCUUUCGGCGGUUCACGAGUCGUCGAGGCAUUUGUCAUACGCUCUAUAGCGAUUGCGGGACGAACUUCAUCGGAGCUGAUGCCCAACUUCAAGGACUCUUCAAAGAAAGUGCGACAGAAAUGCCACACAUAAUUUCUUCGCUGACUAACAUCGGAACUCGGUGGUCCUUCAAUCCCCCCUCGGCUCCUCACAUGGGAGGAAAGUGGGAGGCCGCCGUCAAAUCGGCAAAACAUCACCUUCAACGGGUUAUCGGGGACUCAGCACUUACGUAUGAAGAAUUUACAACUCUUCUUACGCAAGUCGAGUCAGUGCUAAAUUCACGUCCGCUGGGCGCCAUGUCAGACGAUCCGGAUGACUUCUCUGCCCUGACUCCUGGCCACUUCCUCAUCGGCGAGGCCCUAAAUUCAGUUCCGGAACCUUCGCUCACUUCAACUCCGGAGCUAAAACUUCCGCGCUGGGCCCAAAUUCAACGGAGAUUCCAGCAAAUUUGGCAACGCUGGUCAUCGGACUAUCUUCAACACGGUUUAGCCACUUCCAAGUGGCGACAUCCUCGGAACGAGAUCCAGGUUGGCUCCCUGGUCCUCAUCACGGACGAACGACUUCCGCCUUCCAAGUGGCCGCUCGCCAGAGUGGUCUCACUUCACCCAGGGGAAGACGAACUCACCCGAGUCGUCACACUUCGCACGGCUUCAUCCACCUUCAAGCGGCCCAUUUCAAAGCUCUGCAUUCUUCCGGUUACUUCUUCGACAACAUCGGUUGCCGAAGGCGGGGAGUGUGUUCAGAAAAGGGCAUAG
Molecule: messenger RNA, 1479 nt
Organism: Venturia canescens
Lineage: Eukaryota; Metazoa; Arthropoda; Insecta; Hymenoptera; Ichneumonidae
Exons: 1
Coding region: 1-1479 (492 amino acids)
Biological process (GO): DNA integration
Molecular function (GO): nucleic acid binding
Source: RefSeq, a predicted model, not a curated record